Messenger RNA from Prinia subflava (tawny-flanked prinia), 1236 nucleotides. RefSeq lists its product as uncharacterized. NCBI's taxonomy places the organism in Eukaryota, Metazoa, Chordata, Aves, Passeriformes, Cisticolidae. Bases 16 to 1008 code for a protein of 330 amino acids. Gene Ontology annotation, cellular component: cytoplasm. The transcript is spliced from 8 exons. The record is from RefSeq and is a predicted model, not a curated record.
CCCCCUGGCAGGGAGAUGCGCCGUGGCUUGACCUCCUUGUGUCCCCGCAUCGCCUUCUGCCUGCUCACCCUGCUCGAGGAGCAGCCACGUUGGGAUCUGCCUGCCCUGGCCUUCUUUGUGGAGGUCCUGGAGUGCCUGGACUUGAGCAAACACGGUCAGAGUGCCCUGACGGUCAUGUCCAGGCACCUGCCCAGCAAGUGCAGGGACAGGCUGCGCCUGGGGCUCAGAGGCCCCGUGCUGCUCAGCAAGGAGCCCUCGCUGGGCGGAGGCAUACGCGGCAUGUAUCCACACCUGGUGGAGCACCUGGCCGACCCAGACGGAGAGAUGGUCGCCAUGAGCCUCACUGUGCUCACGUGUAUGCUCCAGGAGAAAGACCUCCAGAUACCCAGUGUCACCGUCUCGAAGCUGGCCGAGCCGCUCCUGCCACACUUUCAGAACGACAACAGCCAUGUGCAGCUGCUCUCCAUCCAGCUCUUCUGCAAGGUGAUGGAGCUGGUAGCGGAAGAGGGGGAAAAUCCUCUCACGAGAAUUGUGAGCCGGAGCCUGUUCCCACUCUUCCUGCGCUGGCAUGACGAGAACAAGCAUGUGGCAGAGGCCUCCCGCCAAGCUCUGCUUCGUGCGGCACGCCUCCUGAGGAGGAGGGAUCUCGAGGAGCUGCUGAGGGAGGAGCCGCCGAUGGAGCAGCGGAUGAAGUUCGCCGAGUGCCUGCUGCUGGAGGACGAGAGCCGAGCGGCCGAGCACCUCCGCUGGGCCCUGCCGUGCCUGCAGAGCCCGCAGGAGCCCCUGCGACAGGCGGCCGUCAGGUGCCUCGGGCUUGCCGGAGUGCUCAUGAUGGGACAGAAGGAGGAGCUCCAGCUCCUCACUGAGGCCCUUCAGGCCCUGAGGGAAUACGAGAGCCCCUCCUUCAUCAGCCAGUUCAUCCAGCUGCUGUUUGACAGAAGAUCAGCCCUACUCUGUCUGCUGGAUGAGGAGAACUGGCGUCCUCCGGUGAUCUCCACAUCCCUGUGAAGAUGGCACCACCUGCAGAGCAGACCAUUCUGUGCUCCAGGCAGAGCUGUUGCUGCUCACAGCUGAGCCUGUGGGAAGCUCCAGGAGCUCCCUGCCGUCUCCCUUCCUGUUGGCAGCUCCCUCCCUCCCUGCAGCCCUCAGACCCUUUUCUACCCAUCCUGUGUUUUGCCUCCCAGCUCACCCCUUUGCUUCGCCUUCCUUUAAUAAAGUUGGCUUUCUUUGACUUCA